UGGAAGCAGCUGGUCUGGCUGUUGGGCCAGUGGCCAUCAGGGCCAGAGCAGCACAUCGGGCAGGGGUCCUUACCCAGGCAGGUGUCAAGUCCCCGAGUGUCCGGAGCUCAAAAAAAAAAACAUUUUGAUUGAAUAAAGGGGAAGACUUCAGAGAUGGGAGAACCUCACCAGGCAGAGAAGAGAAAAAGAGCACUGGAGCAGAGCAAAAGGAACAGUGGAAACAAAGGACUGGAGGCAUGAAAGCAAGAGUGUCAGAUUCAAGGCGUUCUGCGUUCUGAGCUGGGACUGGCCGGAGAGUUUUCCGUGGAGGGUAGCAACCUAGCAAAGCAUCCCUGGGCAGGCCUUGAAGGGGAGGGCUGGCUGGGGAGGUCUGAGCUCCAAGAAGGAUCAGCAAAGGCUCAGCGAGUCUUAGAUUUUUAAUCCUGCCCCCACCCCUGCCUCUUUUAGUCUGCCCCUCCUACUUCACCCCUGCCUUUCCCUUUACCCAGCCCCCAGCCUGGCCACUCCUGCAGCUAAAUGGACUUCUCUCUCGGCCUACGCUUGGGACCUCGGAACAAGAAGCCCACCCACCAACAGCCCCCUCCACCCUCCGGGCACGGCCCACCAGCAGCAGCCUCUCCUUGCCUGUCCUGUCCCCCUUCUGCCUGUUUUUGCCCCUGCCCUAGCUGUCCUCCUCCCACCUGCUCCUGCACCGCCUAUCCCUCCUAUGCAGCCCCCUGCCCCUUCUGUCCAAGCCUCCCAGGCCCACCCUGUACUUGCUCCUGCUCUCCCUGCCCUGCCUGCCCUCCCUUGAAUUGUCCAUACAGCUCCUGCAGCCUGUGCACUGGUCCGCACUUGACUUGCGGCCACGGCUCACCUUGCCCAAAUUACCCUUGCUCCAAAGGCCAAGCAGCCUGUCCCAGCUCCUGCCUGGGCUGCAGUGACAACUGUGGCUGUGGCCGAGGGGCUCCUCCAGGCUCCACUGGCCGCUGCUUCAGGGGACAACGCAGCUCUCAGAGGCACUGUCUGAUAGUCUAG
Messenger RNA from Neogale vison (American mink), 1017 nucleotides. Its product is annotated as sperm mitochondrial-associated cysteine-rich protein-like. Bases 517 to 1017 code for a protein of 166 amino acids. The record is from RefSeq and is a predicted model, not a curated record. The transcript has a single exon. NCBI's taxonomy places the organism in Eukaryota, Metazoa, Chordata, Mammalia, Carnivora, Mustelidae.